Messenger RNA from Cannabis sativa, 663 nucleotides. RefSeq lists its product as uncharacterized. Lineage: Eukaryota; Viridiplantae; Streptophyta; Magnoliopsida; Rosales; Cannabaceae. Bases 1 to 663 code for a protein of 220 amino acids. Gene Ontology annotation, molecular function: RNA-DNA hybrid ribonuclease activity; nucleic acid binding. The record is from RefSeq and is a predicted model, not a curated record. The transcript has a single exon.
AUGAUUUGUUGGGCCAUUUGGAAUGCCCGCAAUGCGUUCACUUGGAAAGGCAAGAGCACUUCAGCUUCGGAUGUAAUUCUGUCUGCUAGAGUCAACCUUAAUCAAUGGAAAAAUGCUCAAUUGAAAAAGAAGGGUCCUUUAUUUUUGGCUUCGGGUGAAAGUGAAGGAAGUGAGCAUUGGUCUAAACCGGUUACUGAUAAAAUUAAGGUCAACGUAGACGGAGCUAUCUUUGAGGCAGAAGGUUGGUAUGGGACUGGGUUGGUGGCUCGCAAUUGUCAUGGCCACCUUCUUGAAGCUCUUUCUUGUAGUAAACCGGGCUAUUUAGAUGCUGCAGUGGUGGAGGCGAUUGGCAUCAAGGAGGCUCUUAGCUGGAUCAAAGACAAGCAGUGGCAUGAUGUACAGCUGGAAACCGACUGUCUUGUGGCUGUUCAAGCUUUACAUUCUUCGGUUCCUCUACGCUCUCCCUUUAGCGUGGUGAUUCAAGAGUGCAAAGAGUUGCUUGAUUCUUUAAAAUAUGUUCAGAUUCAAUUUGUUAAACGCUCUGCUAACAAGGCUGCCCAUUAUAUGGCUCGCAGUUCUUGUUUUCACUCAGUUCGUAUGUUCACCGAGAGUACUGCUCUAGAUGAUCUUUUAAACAUUGUAAUGGUUGAUUCAGUUUGCUAA